GUGGCCUCGGGGAGUGGGGGGGCAGUGGCCAGUCACCAGCUGAGAUUUGACAAGUGCCUUUCAUGUCUUCACAGCUGUUUGCAGACAAGGUCCCGAAGACAGCAGAAAAUUUCCGUGCUCUGAGCACUGGUGAGAAGGGAUUCGGCUACAAGGGGUCCUGCUUCCACAGAAUCAUUCCUGGGUUCAUGUGCCAGGGUGGUGACUUCACACGCCACAAUGGCACUGGAGGCAAAUCCAUCUAUGGGGAGAAGUUCCCAGAUGAGAACUUCAUCCUGAAGCACACGGGCCCUGGUAUCCUGUCAAUGGCCAAUGCUGGCCCCAACACGAAUGGCUCCCAGUUCUUCAUCUGCACUGCCAAGACCGAGUGGUUGGAUGGCAAGCAUGUCGUCUUUGGCCGCGUCAAGGAGGGGAUGAAUGUGGUGGAGGCCAUGGAGCGCUGUGGCUCCAAAGACGGCAAAACAAGCAAGAAGAUCACCAUCACUGACUGCGGGCAGCUCUCGUAAACUCUCCUCUCACCAACUAACCAAUCCUUGGGCAGCCCAGGCACCACACCCCGCUGCAGCUCACCUGUUCCUUCUCCAGUCCUGAUGUACUGCUGCGUUUCUACUGGGUCACUGGUCCCGCUGGGCCACAGUUACCUUCGAGUCUAAAUAAAACGAGUUAAACUACA
Molecule: messenger RNA, 670 nt
Organism: Ficedula albicollis (Collared flycatcher)
Lineage: Eukaryota; Metazoa; Chordata; Aves; Passeriformes; Muscicapidae
Gene: PPIA
Product: peptidylprolyl isomerase A
Exons: 4
Coding region: 63-503 (146 amino acids)
Biological process (GO): protein peptidyl-prolyl isomerization; protein folding
Molecular function (GO): peptidyl-prolyl cis-trans isomerase activity
Source: RefSeq, a predicted model, not a curated record